AAAGAAAUUUGAAUUGAAUCCAAUCGUCAGCAGUCAUGAAAUCAAUGCUUGAUCGAAUCUAAUCAUAGUUUCCUUCCAUCGACAGGCUUUUCCCCGAUUAUUUUUGUACGUCAUCAUUACAUACCGAAAAUGGUUCAGCAUUUUUCUUACCAAACAAAUCAUGGCAAUUCUAAUGACCAACUGAUGUACACGAGCAAUCGAUCAAGAACAGACUCCGGGUCUUCUGAUAGUUCACGGGGAAGCGGGAACAGUGGAAACAGCGGAAAGUCUCGUCGAAGAAGUCAUCGGCCUCGUGGCUGUCGUGGGGGGAGCAAUCGACGAAAGCAAAAAAAUGCGGAGGGAGGAAAUAAGCAAUUCUUUAAAAAAACAUACAACAGCGACUUCAAAAACAGAGUCCAUAGCAAGUUUUCGAACUCAUCGGUCGUCCAGAUCAAUCUCUCCGACCCUUCCGAAGCAGAGUUUAGCGUCAACGCCAGCACAAAAUCACGCGGUCCGGAUGGAUUUCGUGGAGGCUCGUACGAUAGCAACAUCCAUAGAAAAAGUUGCAACGUCAUCCUUCCCGAUUACAACUACAACACAUCUGGAUUUCCCGGUGCUGGACCAUCGGACUUCCAGUAUGGAGGAAAUAUGCAGAUGCGAAAUCCGCAAUCUUACUAUGGCAAUCUUGCUUCGAAGUACAUGGGUGAGUCAGAGACCGACUACCCUCUUCUCCAAAGUACAUUCUCGGAAUCUUCGAACGAAACAGUCUUGGAGCAACGAGAUUCUUUCGCCUCAAACGAUGGGAUCCUUCCACCACUACCUUCMGAAGACUUAUACGACACACCGAAGGAAAUUCCCUCUGGACCGAAUCCCUAUGCUCUCAAACCUUCUAGUUCGGGAGGCACCAUGAACCACAACAUAUCGCAUGUAACCCAUAGUUAUGCAGCACCUUCGCCGCUGCCACCAGCCAUCGUGAGACCGGUAUCCCGGCCGCAGCCCAACCUAGUAGAAACUUCGCGACCCACACAAUCCCUUCCAGGAAUUUUGCAGCAAGUCCACAACAACAUGGACCUGGACUAUCGCUCGCAUCGCCUCGAAAAACAACGCCAGAACGUAGUGGGUGGAAGUUUGUUCGUCACUUCGCCUCGUUCCUUCCUGAUGGGUUGUAAAAGAUCCUUUCACGAAUAAAAGCAAGGGGACUGCUUGCGUUGGACACAGCAGAGGACAGCACAGGAAACAACCAUUCCCUUAAAAAGGGCAAAAGGGGGAAAAUGGAAACACACUCGUCAGGAAACCACAGCUAUUGAAUAAAAUCUAUCCAACAAUAAAUCACGCCAGGGACAGAAAGCUACGGUCGCGGGAGCUAUCGUAGUAUUAAUUCCUUCCAAGAACAUAGCAUCACAGUGCAUACGCAUAMAUGUGAAUGCUCACACCUACAUACUCACAACGCAUACCACACCUACAUCACAAUUUACACAAUAAUUCACAGAACACGGCACUGCAGAAAUGCAGCCAACACAAUGCAUAAUCAGGCCUCGGUAACUUUUACCAGAUCGGAGUUCAAUAAAUCAUAAAAUAAAAA
This is a messenger RNA of Pseudo-nitzschia multistriata, 1561 nucleotides long. The record is from the annotation of a GenBank genome assembly. NCBI's taxonomy places the organism in Eukaryota, Bacillariophyta, Bacillariophyceae, Bacillariales, Bacillariaceae.